AAAGCAAAUGUUUGUCGAACGAUGUAGCUGGAGCAUGAAAUUUUCCGUCACGUUUGCAAGAAAUUUAUGAUAAUCUGUUUGAUAUAAAAAUAAAUAUCUAUUCUGCGUUCGGUUUCUUUGCCAUAAGUCUCGAGCAUGAAUGAGCCAGUACCGGACGAUGCUGGUGACCGCUAGCCACUAAGUGCCGCGCUGACGAAGUUGCCGCGGUUGUGUGUGCCUAACCGGCCAAGUCCGUGCGUGCCAGGGAACAUUUUGUAAGAUGCGAUUUUGUCUUUCAUGGCGAGGGAGCCUUCGUCGUGAGAUUCGUUCACUUUCCGUACAGUCCACUUCGUUCGGAGUAUAGUACGCUCGCGGGUUACGUAAAUUCGCAAAAGAAUUGUCGCGAAAAGGGAAACCGCCUCAAAAUAAGGAGGAAAGGAACGAGCGAACUGUGCAUAGAACGUCGAAAUGAGGAGGGCACCGUUCGAUAAACACAAUAACACGAAGCGGAACGUUUUGAGCAACACGUACAGUUCGUACAGAGUCGCGUCCGAAAAUUCAAAGGAUGCAGAGUACCAGUACAGUGUGAAUUACGGUAAUUUACAAGGAAACAAUUACCUGCAACGAAGCGUCUCUGCGGACAAUGUUGUAAUACGUUCCCGUGGUUUUAAGCCCUCUGAUAGGCACGAUCCUGUGAAGAGGAACUUUCUCGAGCAUCUUACUUCGAAAAUACUGCAUUUCGAUAUGGAGAGCAAUGGAAGUACACCGGUCAAUUUACAGAAAUUACUCACACCCGCCGCAGAUUCUCAGGGAAUUAUGCAAUCCAAAAAUAGAAAAAUGUUUGCGUCUUCGUAUUUUUACGCGCCAUCGCAUCCGACAGUUGAGGAUCAAGUUGAGCUCGCCCGACGAAUUUCGCAUUCGUUGAGCGACGUAAAAAAUAUGAAAAGUAAAGGUCAAUCUAUGUAUGUGAACAGAAAGAAACGAUCGGUCAAAUGGAUUCACGACGGCAAUGGUGUAGAAGACGUGGAAGAGCCUUUGAUACCUGUUCAUAGAGAGAAAAUUCCUCUAAAAUGCAUGAUGAACCCACAUGGAAAAGUGUUGGAUAUACACGGUAUUCAAGCUUUGGGAGAAGAAGUGAAUAUCGAGCCAGUACCGAAGAAUCCUGAGAAACUCUUUGAUAUUGUUCGCGAUUUAAACAAUCAAAGAGGCCGUGGUGCUGAAAUAUUUGCGAAACGUAGGAAAAGAUCUGAAAAAUGGGUCGUAGACAAAGAUCAACCACAGAUACCGAGCACUCCUGGUAUGCCGAAAAUGUAUCCUGGUAAACCGGAGAUGAAUGGCAGUUCGAAGUUUACAACUCUACCUCCUCUUACAUCUAUAGUACCUGAGCCAGCCGUUGAAAAAUCGUUUUAUAAUCCUUUUACCGUGGACUUGUCUUUAGAUGAUACAAAUCCACCUGCAACAGGCCGAAAUCAAUAUCGAUGUAACGGUAAAGAGUGCAACCACCAGACCGAAGUGAAAAAGAUUUAUCUGAGAGAAGUAGCCGUUGGCACUGACAAUGACUUCCCUCUUGACAAAUCUCGAUCGUCGAUAGUUGAGAAAUCACGUCGAAUCACUUUCGAACCUGAUACCGAACAACGUAACAUUUAUCACAGCAGAAAUGGCGUUAACGAGAAUACGACAUCAUCGAUGACUACUAACAGACGCAAUCACAAUUAUAGCAAAGCUUCGCUGAAUAAAUCUAAUUUUUCUAACACGCAGCACGCUACUAACAAAGAGAUGAAAAAUUAUAUGAAAGAACAACGGAUCACAGAGUGUGUGAAGAGCACGAUCAGCGACAAGGGGAAGUUCGUGAAUAAUCGGCAAGAUAUCGAUAACGAAGAGAGCGAGUACACGCCAGUUCCGGUCAAACAGUUGAUACAAGAGUUCGAGAAAACAUGUAGACCGGUUCUGCAAUACAAACAAUUCAGUCCGAAGGUUAUCCCAAUUAUACGACAAUCUCCUCUCGAUAACGAUAUAACGCGAUUUUUUGAGACGCAAAAUUCCGUUAAAUACAACAACGAAGAAGAACACAGGAGAAUAACCGAGCGACAAAGAUACGAGGAACUCGUAAAGCUUCAAGACCACUGUAACAAUGGUUACGUGUCUACCGAUGAUACAGAGUACACGACCGACGAAACCGACUCCCAGAUGAACGAUUACAGCGAAGAAAUAAUCUACCGAGAAAAAUCCGAGUCCUCGAGUAUGAUGAACGGCGAUCAAGAAUAUUCGUCGACGUAUCGCGAGGAGUGUUCCAGUCGACGUCGAUCUGUUACUUCCGAGGAAGUAGAAAACUUCUGCAACAACGGUGACGGGAAAUUUGUGAAUACAGAGUCGGAAGUGCCUGUGGAAGCGAAGUCGUUGUUACUCUCGAUGAUAGCUUCCCAAGAAGAUAUUUUGGAAACUAUUAAGCAUUUGCGCAGCACACCUGUCCUCGACAACUUAUUGCAUGGUGUUUCGCCGGACUGUAAAUUCACUGACAUCUGUCCGGAUGUAGGUAAAAAGCUUUAUGAAAGUGAUACCUAUACAGGACCAAAACUCGCUAGCGUUCACAAUUUAGCCAAUUAUAAUACGGCACCUCGAGGCUGGGAUCAGUCGUUGACAUAUUAUCGGCCGAUUAAAUUCGAGAAACCGCAAGAAAUUGUUUAUUCUGAUUUUUAGUGAUAACUUGAAUAAUUACAACAUUACAUAGACGGAAAGCAAACGUACAAAAAUUGUAGAACUGAUUUUCAAAUUUCGCGUUACACAUCAUUUGAACUUUUUUCCCUUGUUUAUAACGAAGUUACCGUUUCUUUUCAUUUUCUCUUUUUUUCUUUUUUCGUUUUUGAUUUUAUCAGAUGCAAGAUAACGUUGAUGAAAAUGAUUGUCGUAAAUAAUGAUAGAAAUUCUGCACUAUAAAACUGUGCGGUACAGACAUAUUGCAUACGUAUAUAUAUAUGUGUGUGUAUAUAUGUAUAUAUGCACAUAUAUAUAUAUACGUAUCUUGAAGCUUUGUUUUGCUUGAUAUAGCUAUACAUACAUAUAUAUGUCCCAUUAUUCAGAUGUUGAUCCUUAUUUAUGCUUCCAGCAGUGUUAUUGCAUUUUACUUUAUAAUAUUGCGUAAAUAAAUGUUGUUUUCAUAACA
Messenger RNA from Bombus pascuorum, 3139 nucleotides. RefSeq lists its product as uncharacterized. The coding region runs from base 448 to 2676 and encodes 742 amino acids. The transcript has 12 exons. Gene Ontology annotation, cellular component: nucleus; actin cytoskeleton; Z disc. Gene Ontology annotation, biological process: positive regulation of actin filament bundle assembly. The record is from RefSeq and is a predicted model, not a curated record. Lineage: Eukaryota; Metazoa; Arthropoda; Insecta; Hymenoptera; Apidae. Gene Ontology annotation, molecular function: actin binding.